Messenger RNA from Closterium sp. Naga37s-1, 990 nucleotides. The record is from the annotation of a GenBank genome assembly. Lineage: Eukaryota; Viridiplantae; Streptophyta; Zygnematophyceae; Desmidiales; Closteriaceae.
AUGCAGGUCAUGCCGAUACUCAUUGCGGACAACAUGGAAGGGUGCGAGCCUGAGGUGAAGGAGCAGCGGUUCAAGGAGGUGAGGGCGUUCAGGAGGUACGCGGUGUUCUACAAGUCGCUGCUCGGCGUGAACAAGCACACCGAGAGGACACUGAGUGACGUGCGGCAGAAUGCGUACUUUGCAGGAGGCAUUUCAGUCGCAAGCGUCCGAGUGGAACUUACCGAUCUCAUUGACGGCAUCAUGCUCCGCGGGAUGCCGUACGAGUACUCAACGAAUCUGUGGGAGCACACUCACAAGGGCACUGUGAAGGUCCCCGUGCGCGGUAGCAACUGGAAGGACAUACCCCGACGCAUCGUGGAAGAGGAGGUGCAGCGGGAGAUCACGCGCGAGGUGGCGGCCCUCGCAGGGGGAGGAAGGCAGUACGUCAGUGCGCUGCGUGAGGCAGUACGGCUUCAGACGUAUGUCCUGACGCGGAAGUCGAGGAAUGCGGACGUAAGCGACGAGGAGGACGCAGUGCUGUGGGCGUACAAGGAGGCGCUGGGAUCAGACAUGAAGGAGCUUGGCAGGUGCCUGGCUGCUGCUAGAGUGACGAACACGGCCAUCAAGGUCCACACGGCGGUGGCCAUUCCGCGGACACGUGGUGGGGAGCUCGUCGCAAGAGGCACGUUUGUUAAGGCCAGCCCGUCCGAGAAGUGGUUUUCGGACGUUGCAGUCAAGGCGAAGAAGGAUAAGGAGGAGUGGUACGCACGAUGCCUGUGCGUGUUCCGCGCAACUGACGAUGACGGAACGGAGGGGAGGUACGCCUAUGUGAAGUACUAUGAGGCGGCGGGCUUGUGCCCCAUGACAACAUGCGUGCAGCUGUCGCCUGGACGGGUUGCCACACGCUACUCCGUGGUGGAUGUGGAGUGCAUUAAGCGUGUGGUGCAUGUGUGCAAGUCGUAUGUGAACAGGAAGGUCAUGCUUCUGAACAAGUUUCUGCUGUGUGAGUAG